AUGGUCGUUAUUCUUUCAUCUGUGGUUGUGUCAAAAGUACCAAAAAUGGCGGCGGACGGUGACGAAGUGAUUAGUGAUCAGGAAAAAGUGAGAAUUGUUUCGGAUUUUAUACUACAUUCGCCACCAGGAGAAUUUAAUGAAGUGUUCAACGAUGUAAGAGUAUUGCUAAACAACGAUACUCUACUCAAAGAAGGCGCGAGCGGAGCCUUCGCACAGUACAACAAGGACCAGCUCACGCCCGUGCGUCUUGAAGGCUCAGAACUUCAUACGCUAAUCACGGACCAUAAUGACCUUGGUGGAGGCAGGUUUUUCGACCCGCGGUCAAAGCGGUCUUUCAAGUAUGAUCAUCUACGUAAGGAGGCAUCCGAAUACGAACCGUAUGAACCCGAUCGAGUGGCUGAGCCAUGGCGAGCCGCACUCGACGUGGAGCUGACAAAUUAUGUUGCCGAACAUUAUAAACAUGGUGCAAGUUUAGUCGUGGGACGUGCUCUAGAAUCUGGAGACGUAUCUCUCGUUGCGUGCAUCGAAGAUCACCAAUUUCAACCCAAGAAUUACUGGAAUGGUCGGUGGCGUUCAGUGUGGUCUUUGACAGUGGGUAGCGGUGCGACAGAGCUUCGUGGUAUGCUUCGCGUACAAGUACACUAUUAUGAAGAUGGUAAUGUACAACUGGUUAGUUCAAAGGAAGUGCGUGCACCGUUGGUGGCAACUGGCGAGGCCGCAACGGCUAAGGAAUUCGUAAGACUCGUCUGUGAUGCCGAAAACGCAUACCAGACAGCCAUAUCCGAUAACUACAAGACAAUGAGCGACACUACCUUCAAGGCGCUUCGACGACAGUUGCCGGUGACCCGAAGCAAGAUCGACUGGGCGAGGCUCGUCUCCUACACGAUCGGUAAGGAGUUGAAGAGCCAAUGAUGUCCCGCCGCUGCGCUCUGAGCUGCAGCGGUCGCUCCAUGCCUCUGUACAUAUUCUCAUAAGAGUAAAUCUUGUUCAAAUGUUUACUGGCUCCGAGGGAUGUCGCCCCCCGGCGCGUAUUUAUCUAUGAGUAUAUAGAGAAAUCGCUAUUGUAACUGUUAAAUUUUAUUGCAUUUUGUUACUCUCAUUAUGAAAGGAUAUUGAUCGCUUCGCCCGCUUUAAAGUGGAAUUAAGACAUGUUUUUUAAUUUCAAGAGAGUACUACCUGUCCGUUUCAGUUUGUAGGGAUGAGAUUAUAGAGAACUGUUUGUUAUUUAGGUCUGGACCAUUCUAGAGUAGGCUCUAGGUCCGCAGCAAACAAUUCAACUGAUUUAAAAUUUUGAUUUACGAAAGUUGUUGCGAGACAUUAUUGUUGUGUGAGCAAUAUAAAUCUGAUUAUAUUAAUUUGAAUCGAUAAAGAGACGUCAAUUACAGAGAAUAUUUACCUAAAAUCAUAUUAGUAUCGCUCCAACAGUGAUGACUAUAAUUUUCAUGACACCUUAGUCCAUCCAAUUAAAGCAUUGAACAACAGUAUUAUUAAUUUGUAUAUUAGUUCGUGAAUAUUGCUUGCAUAAUAGUACUGCGUGAAAUUAAUAAAGCAACGUUGAUGAUUUUCAAAUGGUGCAUUUAUUGUAGUUAAUUUAAAAAACUGUCCACAUAGCUUUAAUGCUGAUUAUAUGGGCAAAGAGCACAAUAUAUUGAUUUUAUUAAAUUAAAAAAUAUGUGGAGGUUUGCUCAAGCAACACGGUUACAGAAAUGUUGGAGGUUGGUAGAAAUUUAUUGUCCAUACGGCUAUGACAUUGGGAGUGCGAAUGAUAGCAUAACUUUUAUAUGUAUGUAACGAUAAAACGCCAAUAAGGUUUAUUUUGUAAUUAUUAUUAUAAUUUAAAGAACGUACAUUAAAAAUUCAAGUAUUCUGUAAUGUAUGAUUGAAUUCAUUUGAAUAAAAAUAUAUAUUAAAAUGUU
This is a messenger RNA of Vanessa atalanta (red admiral), 1916 nucleotides long. RefSeq names its product F-actin-capping protein subunit alpha (gene cpa). The record is from RefSeq and is a predicted model, not a curated record. Gene Ontology annotation, cellular component: F-actin capping protein complex; actin cortical patch. Gene Ontology annotation, molecular function: actin filament binding. Gene Ontology annotation, biological process: actin cytoskeleton organization; barbed-end actin filament capping. NCBI's taxonomy places the organism in Eukaryota, Metazoa, Arthropoda, Insecta, Lepidoptera, Nymphalidae.